AUGGAAGUGGACGAGCGCCCAUGGAUCCCAGUCACUAAAAAGACCCACCCUCCCUCUUCUUUCUCCAUCUUCAUCGGCAAUAUUACUUUCGAUACUAUGGUGGAGGAUCUCAAUUGGAUUUUCGGGGCGUAUGGUAAACUAGUAGAUGUAUUCCACCCUACGGAUAGGGCUCGAAAUCGAUCUAGGGAAUUUUCAUUUGUGCGCUUCCGAUAUGAGCAAGAUGCAAUCAAUGCUAAGAACUGUCUUCAUAGGAGAAGGGUCGAUGGUAGGAUCAUUACAGUGGAAAGGGCGAAGAAUCAGAAUGACCAUUCCACGCCUACCCUGCAAAACCCCAAUCGCAGCUCCCGUCAUCAGCAAAACCCUAGUUCUUCUUGGGACAGGAGUCUACCAUCCCCUCCAUCUUAUUUGGACAAGGCCUUAAACAAUCCUCCUUUAUAUUCGGAAAAGGCCUUACCCCCCCUUCCUGUGACCCAGGCAGAGUAG
Magnolia sinica is the source of this 483-nucleotide messenger RNA. Its product is annotated as serine/arginine-rich splicing factor SC35-like. Gene Ontology annotation, molecular function: RNA binding. Lineage: Eukaryota; Viridiplantae; Streptophyta; Magnoliopsida; Magnoliales; Magnoliaceae. The coding region runs from base 1 to 483 and encodes 160 amino acids. The transcript has a single exon. The record is from RefSeq and is a predicted model, not a curated record.